Messenger RNA from Leptomonas pyrrhocoris, 2279 nucleotides. Its product is annotated as putative mitochondrial kinesin-like protein. The transcript has a single exon. Gene Ontology annotation, molecular function: ATP binding; ATP hydrolysis activity; microtubule motor activity. Bases 411 to 2279 code for a protein of 622 amino acids. Gene Ontology annotation, biological process: microtubule-based movement. Gene Ontology annotation, cellular component: kinesin complex; microtubule. NCBI's taxonomy places the organism in Eukaryota, Euglenozoa, Kinetoplastea, Trypanosomatida, Trypanosomatidae. The record is from RefSeq and is a predicted model, not a curated record.
GCUGUCCCAGCUACCUUUGCUUUAAUUCUUUUUCUCCGGUCAUUGCUUUACACCGUACAUACACUGCACCUACAAACUUUCCCGCCCCUCCUGUUUGUGUUCUUUAGAUUCAAUCGUAAAAAGAGACGUUCUGUAUCACAUUAUUGUUUUGUUUUUUUACUUCAUUCAGUCUUGGCAUUUAGAAUUUUUAACUCUAGAACUCCUCAACUUUUUCUUUUUUACUUCGGCCUUCUCUUUUUUCCAGUCAGCGUUUCCGAAUCUUUUCACCGCACCUUUCUUUCUGCUGCACAAUUGAAGUGAACACACAAGCCAACUCCCCAACCUGUUCUACGUGUCUUUCGGCCUGACCGUUCUUCAGAUCCGAAACACCCCCUCCAAAAAAUACACCCUCAGCCUUUUUUCUUCUUCAAAUGGCGAUCGAUUUGAGCUCUGGCACAUGCCGAAGCUUUGUGCGGGUUCGUCCCUACACGCCGUCGGAGGCGAAGGUGUGCCCGGAAGGCAGCGCCGUCCCGCGCACCAUCCUUGAAUGGGACGGCGACGAAACGAUCAAUGUACUGGAUGCGCAGAACAACUUCGAACUGCGCCGCAACGGCAUCUUCCCGGUUGGCAACGUGCUGUGGUCCUUCCGGGAGCCCGAUGGUACCUUCCCGACCGCCGCGCACAAGCAGGUCGCCACGCAGCAGGACGUGUACAACAAGGUGGUGGCCCCGAUGAUUCCGGCGAUCGUGGAGGGCUACAACACCGCGUUUUGCGUGGCCGGUGCCAGCAGCAGCGGGCGCUUCUACACCCUUUACGGCAAGGAGCCGGAGGGUGCGGAGUGCGGCAUUCUUCCGCGGUUCGCCGACGACAUCUUUGCCGCCUUGAAGCGCAACGCGCAGGCGAACAGCACACUGAGUGUGGAGCUGGAGGCGAUCGAUAUUAUGGGCGAGGCCUACGUCGAUCUGCUCGCGGUGACGCGUCGCGCAAAUGCGGACUCACAAGACACGCUGAAGCUGCAGAUGACGCCUGCCGGGCCCCGCCUUAUCGGGGCGAACAGCGUCGACAUCGAGGACGCGACGCAGCUGCAGAAGACGAUCAGGCAGCUCUUCCACAUCGUGGAGAAGCGCAACUGCACCCACACGGUGUCGCUUCGCUUCACUGAAACCUUCGAGUUCGAAGACCCGGAGAACUUCAAUCAGUCGGUGAGCAAGUCGCGUCGGGUGCAGGUGCUCUUUGUGCUGCUGCGUAACAUGCCGUCUGCGUUUCAACGCUGCAUCGACGUCGCCGUCGAGCACGACAGCGGCGAGAACCCGCUCGCCAAGGUGCCGGUGCGCGAGUCGGCCUUUACGCGUCUCUACCCCAGUCUACUACAGCAGGGAUUUCACCUGAACUUCAUCUCCUGCGUCAGCCCCUACUACGAGUACGGCCGCGAGGACAUCAACACGCUGCAGUUUAGUAUGAAGGUGAAGCAACUGAAGGGCCGGCCGAAGCAGAGCCAGGACGAGAGUCUCGUCGAGAUGCGCCGCCUCGCCGACGAGUUGAAGGACCUGAAGGUCGAGGAAAAGAAGCAGAACGCGGCGAUGGUCGUGGUACAGAACGAACUGAACGCGCGGGAGGUGGAGCUGAUGAAGCAGGAGGCAAAAUACAACAAGGUGGCGAAUGACAUUAUCGAGUCGCAGCGCAGCGUAAAGCUGGCGACGGUGGGUCGCAACUUGGAGGCGGACAGGUCCAACCGGGUGCGGCGGGAGAUCGACAAGGAACUCAACGCAAAGCGGGCGGAAAUUAAAAAAUUUCAGGCUGCGCAGACGUCAAAUCAGACCACCACGAACAAGCUCAUGCGCGACGCAGACGACGCCAAGGUGCGCGCCGACGCAGCCGAAAAGAAGGUGGAGAAGCAGAAGGAGAACAUGGCCAUCUACGAGCAGCGUCUGAAGGAGUACGAAGCGGAUGACAGGGCUGUGGAAAAGAUCGAAGCGUUCAAUCUCGCCGCACCAGAUGAGCAAAAGGCCAUGCUGAUCGCCGACUCGGAAGAGAAGAAGCGGGCGGAUGCGGCGGUGCAGCGAAUUGAGCACGAGCGCGCCUCUGCGAAGGCAUUCGAUGACACUGACGAUCGUGUGCGUGAGUUGCAGAAGGAGUACGACGUCGCGUAUGAGAAAACCGGGCCAAGUCGCGAGAAGAAGCAGCUGGAAGACGAGAUUGAAAAGAAUCAGAAGGAGAUCGACGACGCAGAGAAGGAGAUGCGCCAACUGCAGGCGGACAUCGACGAGAAGAAAUCGCAGUGCCAGUGCAGCCUCAUGUAG